This is a messenger RNA of Rangifer tarandus platyrhynchus (Svalbard reindeer), 1911 nucleotides long. Lineage: Eukaryota; Metazoa; Chordata; Mammalia; Artiodactyla; Cervidae. The record is from the annotation of a GenBank genome assembly.
AUGGAGCCACCACGGGGCCCCCCUGCCAACGGGGCCGAGCCAUCCCGGUCAGUGGGCACUGUCAAAGUGUACCUGCCCAACAAGCAGCGCACGGUGGUGACUGUCCGGGAUGGCAUGAGUGUCUAUGACUCUCUAGACAAGGCCCUCAAGGUGCGGGGUCUCAAUCAAGAUUGCUGUGUGGUUUACCGGCUCAUCAAGGGGCGAAAGACAGUCACCGCCUGGGAUACAGCCAUUGCCCCCCUGGAUGGCGAGGAGCUCAUUGUGGAGGUCCUCGAAGAUGUCCCCCUGACCAUGCACAAUUUUGUACGGAAGACGUUCUUCAGCCUGGCCUUUUGUGACUUCUGCCUUAAGUUUCUGUUCCAUGGCUUCCGCUGCCAAACCUGUGGAUACAAGUUCCACCAGCAUUGUUCCUCCAAGGUCCCCACAGUCUGUGUCGACAUGAGUACCAACCGCCGACAGUUCUACCACAGUGUCCAGGAUUUGUCCGGAAGCUCCAGACAGCACGAAGUUCCCUCAAACCGCGCCCUGAAUGAGCCACUCACCCCUCAGAGUCCCAGCUCCUGCACCCAGCACCGCGACCCCGAGCACUUCUCCUUCCCUGCCCAGGCCAACACCCCCCUCCAGCGCAUCCGCUCCACAUCCACCCCCAAUGUCCACAUGGUCAGCACCACAGCCCCCAUGGACUCCGGCCUCAUCCAGCUCACUGGCCAGAAUUUCAACACUGAUGCUGCUGGGAAUAGAGGUGGUGGUGAUGGAGCCCCCCGGGGGAGCCCCAACCCAGCCAGUGUGUCCUCGGGAAGGAAGUCCCCACAUUCCAAGUCCCCAUCAGAGCAGCGGGAACGGAAGUCCUUGGCUGAUGACAAGAAGAAAGUGAAGAAUUUGGGGUACCGGGACUCGGGCUAUUACUGGGAGGUGCCACCCAGUGAGGUGCAGUUGCUGAAGAGGAUCGGGACGGGCUCGUUUGGCACCGUGUUUCGCGGGCGGUGGCAUGGUGAUGUGGCCGUGAAGGUGCUCAAGGUGGCCCAACCCACAGCUGAGCAGGCCCAGGCCUUCAAGAACGAGAUGCAGGUGCUCAGGAAGACACGUCACGUCAACAUCUUGCUGUUCAUGGGCUUCAUGACCCGGCCAGGAUUUGCCAUCAUCACACAGUGGUGUGAGGGCUCCAGUCUCUACCACCACCUUCAUGUGGCUGACACACGCUUCGACAUGGUCCAGCUCAUUGAUGUGGCCCGCCAGACUGCUCAGGGCAUGGAUAAAGACGCGCUGGAGUGGGGCCCAGCCCUUGGAACAACCCUCGGGCUCUGUGCUAUGGAUGGUGAGUUGGACCAGGCUAGACUGGGGGUGUAUAGGGACAUGGGCUCCUGGGCUAAGAUGUUGAAGGAGGAGUGGGGCCGGGGUUUCCUGCACCAGGUGUGGGUGUUUGGACCACUUACACUUCACCUCAUGGGGGCAGCUCUGAAGUCACUUGCUGACCUGUACAUUCCUCCUGCCCGGUCCUGUCUGCUGAAGGCAGCUGAAGUGAUCCGUAUGCAGGACCCGAACCCCUACAGCUUCCAGUCAGAUGUCUACGCCUAUGGGGUUGUGCUCUAUGAGCUCAUGACCGGCUCACUGCCUUACAGCCACAUUGGCAGCCGAGACCAGAUUAUCUUUAUGGUGGGCCGUGGCUAUCUGUCCCCGGACCUCAGCAAAAUCUCCAGCAAUUGCCCCAAGGCCAUGAGGCGCCUGCUGUCUGACUGCCUGAAGUUCCAGCGAGAGGAGCGGCCCCUUUUUCCCCAGAUCCUGGCCACGAUUGAGCUGCUGCAGCGGUCACUCCCCAAGAUUGAGCGGAGUGCCUCCGAACCCUCCUUGCACCGUACCCAGGCUGAUGAGUUGCCUGCCUGCCUACUCAGCGCAGCCCGCCUAGUGCCUUAG